AUGGCGCCCUAUCACCUCGACCUCGCGCACAUCUUUGGCCGCGGCCCGCACGGCAACGCCUCGACGGCGGCAACGGCUGCAGCGGCGGCCGCCGUUGGCGCCAUCGCUUGCCUCUUUGUCUCGUCGGUGGCCAGGGGUGGCAUCGACCAUGCCAUCCGACCCGCGCUGCUCCUCUCGCCGCCGCGCAGCAACGACGGACCCUACCCGACCGACCUCUAUCCUGGCGCAAAAGACCUCGAGACGCCCCUCGGUCGCAUUCGGUACUACGACAUUGGCCCGCGGGAUGGCAAGAAGCUGCUGCUGGUGCACGGCAUCUCUACGCCGACGCCAUGCUGGUCCAAGCUGAUCCCCAAGCUCGUCGAGCAGGGCUACCGGGUCCUCUGCUUUGACCUGCUGGGCCGCGGCUACUCGGACGCGCCCCUGGUUCCGCAGGACGUGUCGCUGUUUGUCUCGCAGAUCCUCUUUGUUCUCGGCGACGUGCCCGACUUUGAUCGGUUCGACCUGGCGGGCAUGUCGUUGGGCGGCGCCAUCGUGUCGCAAUUUGCCCACUACUUCCCCGGGCGGGUGCGACGGCUGGUGCUCAUCUGCCCCGCCGGAGGUACGCCGAGGAAGCACCUGGGCCUGGCUCGGCGGAUGGCCUUUUCGCGGCUGAUGCCCGUGUCGGUGGUGCGACUGCUGCUGGGCGCGGUCAACAUCCUGCCCAAGCCGCCCAAAGGCAGCGUGGUGCACUGGCAGUCGGAGAACCACGCGGGAUACCAGUACAGCUUCAUCUCGAGCCUGCAGUGCUCUCCCGUGUUUGACAGCGGCGAGGUGCACGAAAAGGUCGUCCAGUCGUUUGGCAAGCGGUGCGUGGCCAUCUGGGGCGACGCCGACGAUAUCGUGCCCCUGGCCACCAAGCGCUACUUUGGACCUGGGCUCGAGGUCAAGGUGAUCCCGCAGGGCAAUCACUGGAUCGUCCUGACGCACCCGGACCUGGUGGCGCAGCACAUGCUCGAGUUCCUCGCGUAG
Pseudozyma flocculosa PF-1 is the source of this 1008-nucleotide messenger RNA. RefSeq lists its product as uncharacterized. Lineage: Eukaryota; Fungi; Basidiomycota; Ustilaginomycetes; Ustilaginales; Ustilaginaceae. Gene Ontology annotation, molecular function: catalytic activity. Bases 1 to 1008 code for a protein of 335 amino acids. The transcript is spliced from 3 exons. The record is from RefSeq and is a predicted model, not a curated record.